AUGCUUUGCGCCGUCAUCACGUUGCUGUUCGCUGUGGCAACAGCCCUUGCUGAUGGAAGUUCGAGGAGUACCUUCGACAGUCUCAAGGCUCAGAACAACUUGGCUUAUACUCCUGAAGAAGAGCUUCAGCACUUCAAUCGCUUCGAGGAAGAGCUACAAGCCAGGCCUGUGCCGUUGUCUUCCGAUGAGCUGGCAGAGCUGUACGAGGAGACAAAACCAGCUAUCAUGCAAAGUCUCGUAGACGAGGUCAACUCUAAACAGAAUCUAUGGACGGCGUCCACUGAACAAGGGAGAUUCUACG
Molecule: messenger RNA, 301 nt
Organism: Perkinsus marinus ATCC 50983
Lineage: Eukaryota; Perkinsozoa; Perkinsida; Perkinsidae
Exons: 2
Source: RefSeq, a predicted model, not a curated record